This is a messenger RNA of Oncorhynchus gorbuscha (pink salmon), 1690 nucleotides long. RefSeq lists its product as uncharacterized. Gene Ontology annotation, molecular function: hydrolase activity, hydrolyzing N-glycosyl compounds. The coding region runs from base 427 to 1407 and encodes 326 amino acids. Lineage: Eukaryota; Metazoa; Chordata; Actinopteri; Salmoniformes; Salmonidae. The transcript is spliced from 6 exons. The record is from RefSeq and is a predicted model, not a curated record.
AACGGACAGUCUAUAUCCGGGUUGCAUCCUAAAUUAACGAUACAUAAAAUUGGAGAUUUCCGAAUUCCCAGUUGUUUUGAACGCGUAACUUUACUCAACAUAAAGGCAUUGCUUCUUGACUAAUACAUUUAUUUUGUUUUUUUCUUCUAGGUAAAUUGUCGCACGUAUUGACAAAAACACUGACUUGUCAAAGUAGAUUCACAUGCAGGACGUCGUAUGUUUUCUACUGCUGCGUUUACGUCCUAGUCUGAAUUAAGAAACGUUGUCAUUUUCUUACUUGCUACCCGUGUGUAAAUCAGAAAAGGCGGCCCAUGUGUACAUACAAACAGGUCGCAGGAAGCAGGUGUUAUUCCACUAAAGUCUGAUCUGCACAACACGAAGCAGUGGUCGUUUAAAAUAUUGCUGAUCUGCUUUUUCACUGCCACCAUGGCCCAAAAGAUGGUCAUAAUCGACACGGAUGCAGGUAUAGAUGACGCCCAGGCGAUAAUGAUGGCCGCGGCCGCUCCAAGCCUGCAGAUCCUGGGGAUAACAUGCUGCUUCGGGAAUACUGAUGUGGACAACGUCUGUCAGAAUGUGCUGCUGGUGCUGUCUGUCUGUGAACGCACACAGAUUCCAGUGUUCCAGGGUGCUGCUGGUCCCCUGGUGGGGGCCACCAAGACUUUCAGCGACCACUUUGGGACUGACGGGCUGGGAGAUGUGCUGGAGGACAGAGACCCACAGUGGAAGGAGAAGGUCCAGAGAGAACACGCUGUUAAUGCUAUGAUCAGACUGGUAGCUGCCAACCCUAAACAGGUGUCCUUGGUGGCUCUUGGGCCGCUCACCAACCUGGCUCUAGCCAGCCGACUGGACCCUUCUUUCCAACAGAACCUGAAGGAGCUCCUCAUUAUGGGAGGCAACAUGGAGGGUAAAGGGAAUGUAUCUUUAUGUGGAGAGUUUAACUUUGUGAUGGAUCCUGAAUCUGCCUUCAUUGUCCUGGAGGAGUACCUCUGUCCUACACGCAUAGCAUCAUGGGAGUAUUGCUGUCGGAAUAAACUGGAAUGGGAAUUCUUUGAAAAACUGAUUAGCGAGGACACGCCUGCUGGUCGCUUCAUGAAGAUGAUCACGUCCAAGUGUUGGGGUUAUUCCAAGGAGGCAAUGCUGAGUAAGAGGGAUGUGUACUUCGGGCCUGGCUUUGUCUCCUACGAUGCUUAUGCAGUGGCAGCGUGUAUAGACAGCUCUGUGGUGACCGAGAGUAUAGAGUGUGCUGUCAGGGUGGAACUACAGGGGGAGCUAUGCAGAGGCAUGAUGGUUCUGGAUCAGAGGGACAAACUGAACAAAAGCCACCGCGUUUCUGUCAUGAAGACCUGUGAUCUGACCAAGUUCAGGCAGUUACUCAUGGCUUCCCUUAAACAACCCUGUAGGAAGUAGGCUACGAGACAGACCAACCUGAUGUCGGCCAUGCGUUGUAGAUCACCUGCUGGGUGAUGACAUAGCUGCAAGCAGCAAUGAACGGGGUUCACAGGAAGGAGACUAGAACAGUUAGUGCUUGCUUUUUUAUCGAUCUGCCAAAAAUAAUGGAAGCAUGAAUUAUUAUUUUUUUAAUUAUUUUUUUUAAACCAGGCAAGUCAGUUAAGAACACAUUCUUAUUUUCAAUGAUGGCCUGGGAACAGUGGGUUAACUGCCUGUUCAGGGGCAGAACGACAGAUUUGUA